Molecule: messenger RNA, 936 nt
Organism: Leptomonas pyrrhocoris
Lineage: Eukaryota; Euglenozoa; Kinetoplastea; Trypanosomatida; Trypanosomatidae
Exons: 1
Coding region: 100-936 (278 amino acids)
Source: RefSeq, a predicted model, not a curated record
GAGCAACCAACGUCACCGUCGCACAUGACCGCGCUACGCGGGUUCGACGAAGCAUCCUUUGGUCGAUCUUAAUCCAACGCCGCAUGACUCCGCGUGUAUAUGCGUGAAGAACCUCGUGUGCGUGAGGCGGGCCGCACCGUUCAUCUCGCAGAGUCGACGGCGGCAAAGCCACCCGACACUCCUGCCCUCGCGUACCGGCACGACAAAUCCACCUCCACUUCUGCAGUUCAUGGGGGUGGUGAAAUAGAGUAUCACCUCAGCUCGCCUUCUCUUUGGCACUUGCUCUUUCUUCUUGGCACACCCAUCCUCUGCUUUCUCAACGGCUGUUCGUACUACCUCUAUUGGCGUUCUCGAUAUUUGGAGGCAGCGGCAGCGCCGCACAACGCAGCGUCUGGCUCAAGCACUCCUUCAUCACCCUUUCUCUCUGCCUCGCCGAUUGUACUGACGUCAAGCGCUUCCUCCAUAGCCCCGCGUGCGUUUUACGGGGUCACGGCUGGCUUUGCCUUUUCUUUUGUAUUCUCCCAGUGGGUAGUUCAAGAGUCGGUUUGCGUGUUCAUUCGCGUGCACACGGAGCGACAGCGCGCUGCAAGUUUUCGCCGAUGCGGGCUUCUGUUUGUCGCCGCGUUUCUUCCCUCCACCGUGGCGCAGAUGGUGCUGAUUGGUCAGGACUACCACCUUCUCCACGACCAAACCCGGCUGCUGCGUCUUGUAGCUGCGAGUAGCGACAACGGAACUCCCUCUGCCGUGCGAGCUCUCCUUUUCUCCGCCUCCCACGGUUAUGUCGCGCUGUGGAUCGUGACCUUCUUUCUCACGAUGCUGUCCGUGGUGGUGAUGGUGAGCGCAAUGUGGACCGACGCCGCAGUGUCUCUGCUACAGCGUAGAGUGUUUGCUGCUUUCCUGCGAGGAAGGCCGCGCAGGCAACGGGUGGAAGACUAG